AUGUUCUUGCAUCAGCUCGACCUCACUACCGCACUGCGCCCGUCGCUCCUGCCGGAGGAGACGCUCCUUUUCGUCCAAGACGCCGUCGGGCUUUAUGAGGGGAAGUUCAAGAUUCCCCAGUACCAGAAUGGCCAGUCAUACUUGACUUCACAUCGUGUCUGCUACGUUGACCAUAGCGAGCCACGCAAGAACUCCGUCGCCAUCUUCCUCAAGGAUGUCGAGAAACCAGAGUUCUAUGCUGGCUUCCUCAAGUCGUCACCCAAGAUCACACUUUAUCCCAAGCCCCUGAAGCAGCUGUCGCGUGGCUCGCCUAUACCCCCGAAUCCACGAGUCGCAUCAUCGUCAUCAACUCCCCCACGACAUAGCAGUCCCGCACCGCCACCUCCGGCAAGCGCAACGUGGGUGUGUCCCAUAUGUUCCUUCUCGAACCCGGUUCCAUCCAAUUUCGAUCCCGCGCUUGCCUCCCGCACGCCCAUACCGCCAUGUCUAGCAUGCGGAAUCAAGCCGCCUACAGUACAUGUAGUCAAAGCAGCCAUAGCAGCAAUCUCAAACAGACCAGCGCCGGGCCCGCCACCCAAAGACACGAAGAGUAGCGCUCCUGCCCCUACAAACAAUGGAGGGACGUCGUCAUGCCCAAGGUGUACCUAUCAGAACCAUCCUUCUCUGCUCAACUGCGAGAUAUGUGGUGCAUCUUUAACAACGGCCGUGGAUAAGAGAUUGGAUACUCUCCAAGAUCUCGAUAGAUCGCAGUCCCCUGGACCAGUCCUCUCAUCACCUUUGCAGUCUGAAUCUGUCGAAUGCAUCAAGAUAUCGUUCCGCGCAGGUGGAGGACCGAUAUUCUACGAGCGGUUGAAGAAUGCUUUAGUUCAGCGUAAAUGGUUGCUCCAAAGCGCUCCGCCAAUUCCCAAGCCACGGCCGUCUUCAGGUACCUUUGACGACAGCUAUACGGCUAUGUCUGACGGUUCAUCGGCAGAGGUCGACCGACCUCGUGUAGUUGGCAUUGCGGGGCUGGAGCGACGAGGCUUGGAGCAAAGACAGAACAACGAGGCCAUGAUAGGCAGUGCAUUCGAAGACCUUGACGCGCUGAUGACUUCCGCGAAGGAGAUCAUAGCUCUGGCGGAACAAUUCGCAUCGCAGGCCAAUCUAGGUACCAACGGUAGCUCGGAAGCCAACACGCUGGCAUCCCAAUCCGCUUCCGCGCUUGGUCUGGUAACGACCAAGGACAUGCUCGGUACAGGUUCUGGGUCUGAGUCGCUGUACGUAUCAGAACUAUCAAGGAACUUGGCUGAAUGGCUUACGGACGACACCCGCGGCAUACUCAAAAGAGAGGGCGGUAUUAUGACCUUGGUAGAUUUGUGGGCUGUCUUCAACCGUGCAAGAGGUGGCGUUGAGCUCGUUAGCCCGGCCGACUUUGAGAAGGCAGCCCGAAUGUGGGAUACAUUGAAGCUUCCCGUGCGUCUCCGCAAGUUCAAGAGCGGGCUCCUCGUUGUUCAAGGACGCGAUCGCACUGAUGAAAAGACUAUCGCAAGUCUAUUAGCCUGGCUAAAGACACUGCAUCAAACGCCACCAAAUAUGGACGUCACUUGGGAUUGGCAAGCAUUUGGCAGGGGUGUCACAGCUCAAGAGACGGCAGAAAGAUUCGGUUGGAGCGUCGGUGUUGCGACGGAAGAGCUGGAGAUGGCUGAAGAAGCGGGCGCACUUUGUCGCGAGCAAGGUAUUGAUGGGUUCAGAUUCUGGGAGAACUGGCUGGUCAAGAUGCCCGAAGUUAUUGCCAACGUGUAGUCAAACAGAAUGGAACACGCUCUCAUUCGCUCACAAAAGGAGCAUGUGCAAGGCUUUUGCUGGCACUUCUAUGGUAGUAAAUGACAACCUUCCACCUC
Messenger RNA from Alternaria alternata, 1880 nucleotides. Its product is annotated as Vps36-domain-containing protein. Gene Ontology annotation, biological process: protein transport to vacuole involved in ubiquitin-dependent protein catabolic process via the multivesicular body sorting pathway. NCBI's taxonomy places the organism in Eukaryota, Fungi, Ascomycota, Dothideomycetes, Pleosporales, Pleosporaceae. Gene Ontology annotation, molecular function: phosphatidylinositol-3-phosphate binding; ubiquitin binding. Gene Ontology annotation, cellular component: ESCRT II complex; late endosome membrane. The transcript is spliced from 3 exons. Bases 1 to 1782 code for a protein of 593 amino acids. The record is from RefSeq and is a predicted model, not a curated record.